AUGAAGGACGAAGAAGACUUUGCUCUUGACUGGCUUGGCACACGAGACGUUUACAAUGCCACACGUCUCGAAAUCAUAAAUCAAGUGUAUUCUUACAAAGUGACCAACCACACUAUUGGAAAAGACAAAGCUCCCAUCUGCAUUGAACUAACUAAGCUGCCUUUGGAUCCAGUUUUUGAAGAAGAAAUGAAAGACGGAGACGACAAAAAUGAUGAGAAUGAUGAUGAAAAUGACGCUGAUGAAGAAGAUGAUGAGAAGAAGGACGACGAUGAUGAACAUGAUGAUGAUGAUUCGGAUAAUGAUGAUGACGAUGAUGACAAUUCGGGCUAUGAUAGCGAAUCUCCUAUCAUUGGCAACACCAAAUACAUACCUGAUAGAUCCCCCGCACCUUGCCCAUCUCCACCCAAGGACAAUCCCCCUCGUGAUCCGGCUCACUCUAUGCCUCCACCAAGAUACAGUGAAGCUAUUGCAAAUUAA
Ipomoea nil (Japanese morning glory) is the source of this 477-nucleotide messenger RNA. Its product is annotated as cation channel sperm-associated protein 2-like. The transcript is spliced from 2 exons. The coding region runs from base 1 to 477 and encodes 158 amino acids. The record is from RefSeq and is a predicted model, not a curated record. Lineage: Eukaryota; Viridiplantae; Streptophyta; Magnoliopsida; Solanales; Convolvulaceae.